GGGGUGUCCGGCGAGAGAGUCGGCCGGAGAAGAUGCCCAGGCGGCGGCGGGCCCCUAGGCACCGGGCAGACUUGCCUCCGGCUGCCUCGUCGUUGCUCUUCUUCCCGGCGGCUGCCUUUUUCCAGGAGGACCCUAGAGCCAUCCGCCAGAUCAGCUGCAAGCGAGGCUGCCUGGCGGUGGUGAAGACCGACGGGACGGUUGCCGUUUGGGACGGCGCGGAGAAGGGGGGUGGCCAGAGCCCCACGAGGAAACCCAGGCACAUUACGCUGAAAAAGAAUGCCAAGGUGGAUUCACUGGACUGCGAAACAUCUCAUCUGCUCAUUCUCUCAUCAGAAGGAAAACUUUCUGAGCAUAGUCUUGACUUCCAAAAUGUUAAGUCACCGCCAAGACUGCUGACAGAAUUAGGAGACAGACGAAUUGUUCAACUUGCAUGUGGUGACCAUCAUUCCAUGGCCCUGUCAAAAGGCGGACAGCUCUUCGCCUGGGGUCAAAAUGAAUAUGGUCAACUUGGCGUGGGAAGAGAAAUGAGCUCCGCCAGGGAACCACAGCUGGUGCAGGCGCUCGAAGGCAUCCCUUUGGCCAAGAUUGCAGCCGGAGGGUCUCACAGCAUGGCUGCCUCUCUGUCUGGAUCAGUCUACUCUUGGGGGAAAAAUGCCUUUGGGCAGCUGGGACUUGGACAUACCAAAGAUAGAUACUCCCCUACAUACGUGAAUGCCUUGGAGCAUAAGAAGACCGUGUUUAUUUCAUGUGGAGGAGAGCAUACUGCAGUUCUUUCAAAGGAGGGACUGGUCUGCACUUUUGGAGCUGGCUGCUAUGGCCAGCUUGGCCACAACUCCACACGCAACGAGCUGUAUCCACGUCUUGUGGCAGAGCUGUUUGGUGCUCGAGUGUCUGAGGUAGCCUGUGGGAGAUGGCACACCCUUGUCUAUGUCCCAGACCUGGGAGAAGUCUACUCAUUUGGUUCUGGAUCCGAAGGACAACUUGGCAAUGGGAGGAAGUGUGACCAGUUGAUACCCCUUCCUGUUGAUUUGACCAAGAGGGAUAGGAAAUUCAACCAGGAUGGGAGUGCUUCAGAGGAACAGAUUAAAGUCAUUGCUGGAGAUAACCAAAGUAUUGUGAUUUCUCUGAAGGAAAAGAAUUCAUAUGCCAAUUUAAACCGGACGCCUGCCAGAAUAGAAGAGGAAGAGAUAGAUAAUUGGGUUUCUGAUUUGGACCAUGACCGGUGGCAGAACAUAAGACAGGACAUUAAGCUGAUCUUCUCAUCGGCAGCCUGUGUCAAUGGAAGCUUCCUGAAAAACAGGUAAAUUACCGUUUUAACAUUUCAGGGGGUUUCAGGUAUCAACAUGUCCGCUGUGCUCCUUUUCUCUGACAAGAUUGCAGAAAAGCCUAAAGUCUGCACACAGGUGAUGAAUGCUGUUGAAAAGCUUGUACAGUCCCUGCAUUCCUCCGCUACAUCCCCUGAAGCACUCAGAGUCUUUGUCAUCAUUCCUCUAAUCAUACGAAAGCAGGACCUACAGUCGGACUCUCUGCUUAACCAGUUGGCACAGGCUGUCAUGGAACUUCAGCCGGAAGGCAGGCAAACCCUUGAAUCUCUGUGGUCCAAUUUAGAUGUCCCCUUCUUCAAGGAUCUAGUGGACAUCUAUCAAAGACUUUCCAGUGCCAAAAUAUCUUCCUUCAUUGAGAAGAUGAGAUCUUUAGAGAUGCAAAACAGACAUAAGUUCUUCCCUUGGACUCUUAUGACUCUACAGGUGCUAUAUAAGGUAAAUUGCAGGACUGGUUUCAGGAUCCAGGAAAAAAACUUCUAUGUUCCUGAAGUGAAAAAAAUGCUGCGUCCUCCCAAAUUGAACUUCAGACAAAAUCCUGAACAAAUAGAGAAAAGAAUUUCCUCAAAGUUCUGUGAACUGACGUAUGCUUUGGACAUUCUCACUCUGGUCCCUUGUGUCUUGGAUAUGGAAGCAAAGAUUCUACUGCAUAAUCUAGACUGCCAUAUGUCCUGUGGUAUGUACACCUGGCCAAACCCUACAGUCACACAAUUAGUUGUGAGGAGACAUCAUCUGGUGCAAGACACAUGGCUGUGUAUCAGGAAUAUGCAAGACAACCAGUUCCAGCACUUCCUCAAAGUGUGUUUUGUUGGAGAACCUGGAAUCGAUGGUGGAGGUCCAUCUCAAGAGUUCUUCACAGUCCUCAGAAGGGAACUGUGUGCCCCAGAAGCACAGAUCUUCCGGCACUUUGAAGAAACCCAUCUGAUUUGGUUCUCCAGCCAGGUACCAGCACAGGAAGACAUAUAUUUUCUGAUCGGGAAUAUAUUUGGAAUGGCCCUCUAUAAUAGGAAGAUUGCUGCCUUCCCUUUCCCUCUCGCUUUGUUCAAGAAGAUGGCAGAUAUUCCGUUGACUCUGGAAGAUUUGAAGGAGCUCUCUCCUCUAGAAGGAAGGGGUCUUCAAGCCAUCUUGGACGAGCAAUACGAUGACAACAUGGAAAGCCUGAUGUUGGAUUUCACAGUAGUGAAAGAAGAAAGGGGAUCUAAGGUUUCUGUUGAACUGAAGGAAAAUGGUGCCGACAUUCCCGUCACGAAGUACAACAGAAGAGAAUACGUUGAUGCCUACGUGAAUUACAUAUUCAAUGAUUCCAUUGAGGAACAGUUUAAGGAUUUCAUGCGUGGGUUUUCAAGAGGCUGCCCAACUCAAAACUGGAAUAUCUUCCUUCCUGCUGAGCUCCGGGUUGUUCUGAUUUGGCAUACAAAAUACAAUUGGGAAGAACUAGAAAAGAAUGCAAAGUACCAUGGUUAUGAAAAGUCAGAUGAAACGAUCAAGAAUUUCUGGGCUGUGUUUCAUGACCUUCCGGAAGAAAAGAAGACGGAUUUUCUUGCUUUUCUUACAGGAACAAACUGUGUUCCAAGUGAAGGGAUGGAAAGAUUUGCGUUCAUUAUUAAAGAAGCCGGAAAAGAAAAUCCAGACCAGUGGUAUCCUGAAGCCUGCACCUGCUUUCGAAUCUUGAGCCUUCCAAGAUACAGCAACCAAGACGUUCUCCGAGAAAGGUUCCUGUUUGCACUAGAACACUAUGAAAAGUUUGGACUGUCAUAAAACUUGGAUGCAAAGAACACUGUUUGGAAUCGGUCGAUCAGGGCCUGGUUGACGUCCCCUUCCAUCCAGCUGUUCUGUUCUUUAUUUACUGAACAAAACAAACCAACAUGAGGAUAUAUGUCUUCGUGAAAAGGAGGAGGCUUCUGAUUCUCCCUUUUGGUAACAGGUUACGGGCUGAAGAUACAUGAAUCAACAUCCUGUCUGUCAAUGCCUGUAAGGGAGACUUCCUGGGAACCUUACAUACACCAUCUUGAGUUCAACAGUGGAGGAAAAAAUGGGAUAUAUACAUAACUAAUAAAUACAACAUGCAACCUUAGAAUUAAGAUCUGCCAAAAGGAGCCUCCUCUAGAACCUAUCUUUGGUGGAGGAAAGACUCUGCUUAGGGCCUUCUCAGUACUCGUUCCAGUCUCAUUUAAUUGGAUACCUGUAUCCCACUUCUCUCCCCAGUGGGGACCCAAAGCAACAUCAUUCUUCCUUGCUCUGUCUUAUCUUCACAAUCAGAACCCUCAUAGGAGGGCAGGAAGGGGUUGCCUCAGUGCUUAGUUCUUGUGGCCCUUUCUUACUCA
Messenger RNA from Gekko japonicus, 3646 nucleotides. Its product is annotated as E3 ISG15--protein ligase HERC5-like. The record is from RefSeq and is a predicted model, not a curated record. Gene Ontology annotation, molecular function: ubiquitin protein ligase activity. The transcript has 24 exons. Lineage: Eukaryota; Metazoa; Chordata; Lepidosauria; Squamata; Gekkonidae. Gene Ontology annotation, biological process: ubiquitin-dependent protein catabolic process; protein ubiquitination.